CUACAUUUAUGGUAGUGCAUCUGACAGUUAGAGAGAGAAAGAGAUAGUUAGAGAGAGAAAGAGAGGGAGAAGGAUGAAAUUCAAGAAACAGUCUGGCCUUAGUAAUUGCGUUUCAUUAACUCCUCACCUAUAAAUCCCCUUGAUGCUUUACUUUGUUCAUCUCACUCUUCUUCUUCCUGUGCUUCUCUGCCUUUGUCUUUCACCUCUCUCUCUCUCUCUCUCUGAGUCAGAACAAUACAUUUCCCAACCCCGCAUUAGUUGUCCGUACAGUGGUGUUUAGUUGAACCACUGAAGCUUAAGUUAAACCAACAACCCACCUAUUUUUGGUUCAAAAUAUACAAUAUCUGUCUGGGUCUUGCUUUUCUCACCAAGUUUUUGUGGUCUUCAACCUUAUAUAUAGUUUUCUUCGUACAUAUAGUGGUGUGAUUUAUCGGGAAAACAUUUUCCCUAGAAACUAGAGGUUAUCUCCCAACAAUGGAUAUAUCUUUGGCUUUACUGUUGUUUACUGCAGUCACUGCCUAUCUGAUAUGGUUCACCUUCAUCUCACGGCCAUUGAAGGGUCCACGAGUCUGGCCAUUAUUGGGUAGCUUACCGGGCUUGAUCGAGAACGCUGAUCGAAUGCACGAGUGGAUCACCGAUAAUCUCCGCGCGUGUGGUGGCACGUAUCAGACAUGCAUAUGUGCCAUACCCUUCUUGGCUCGGAAGCAAGGUCUUGUGACUGUCACAUGUGACCCGAAGAAUCUGGAGCAUAUCUUGAAGAUCCGGUUCGAAAAUUAUCCCAAGGGUCCAACAUGGCAAGCUGUGUUUCAUGAUCUACUUGGCCAAGGGAUCUUCAACUCUGAUGGUGACACGUGGCUGUUCCAGAGGAAGACGGCUGCUCUCGAGUUUACAACCCGGACGCUACGCCAAGCCAUGGCUCGGUGGGUGAACCGCGCCAUUAAGCUCAGAUUCUGCCCCAUUUUGAAAACGGCUCAGCUCCAAGCUGAGCCAGUCGAUCUACAAGACCUCUUACUCCGGCUGACUUUUGACAACAUAUGCGGCUUGGCGUUUGGGAAGGAUCCACAGACGCUCACGCCGGGGCUGCCAGAGAACAGAUUCUCGGCUGCUUUUGACCGAGCCACGGAAGCGACACUGCAGCGGUUUAUAUUCCCAGAAGUUAUAUGGAAGCUUAAGAAAUGGCUUCGGCUCAGUAUGGAAGUCAGCUUGAGCCGAAGCCUAGUACACGUGGACGAGUAUUUGUCUUGCGUCAUCAACACACGUAAGCUUGAGUUGAUGAGUCGGCAAAAAGAUGGCAACCCACAUGAUGAUUUGCUCUCUAGGUUCAUGAAGAAGAAAGAAUCAUAUUCGGACAAAUUUUUACAACACGUGGCACUCAACUUCAUCUUAGCUGGACGUGACACGUCAUCAGUCGCGCUUA
Messenger RNA from Ilex paraguariensis (yerba mate), 1417 nucleotides. The record is from the annotation of a GenBank genome assembly. Lineage: Eukaryota; Viridiplantae; Streptophyta; Magnoliopsida; Aquifoliales; Aquifoliaceae.